AUGUUAAUCUGGGACAGCGUCCCCGUCCUCGUCCCUGUCCUUAACCGCCCGGGGCAGAAGCUGAAGCAGCUGAACCAAUUCCCCGACUUCAACAACUACCUGAUCUUCGUGCUGACGCGGCUCAAGUCCGAAGAUGAGCCAACGCGGUCGCUCAGCGGCCUGAUCCUGAAGAACAACGUCAAGGCGCACUACCAGAGCUUCCCCCAGCCCGUGGCCGAGUUCAUCAAGCAGGAGUGCCUCAACAACAUCGGGGACGCGUCCUCCCUCAUCCGGGCUACCAUCGGCAUCCUCAUCACCACCAUCGCCUCCAAGGGGGAGCUGCAGAUGUGGCCGGAGCUGCCGGGGGCGUUCGGGGCCCUGCAGAAGAUCUGCGAGGACUCCUCCGAGCUCCUGGACAGUGACGCGCUCAACCGGCCCCUCAACGUCAUGAUCCCCAAGUUCCUCCAGUUCUUCAAGCACUGCAGCCCCAAGAUCAGGUCUCACGCCAUCGCCUGCGUCAACCAGUUCAUCAUGGACCGGGCUCAGGCGCUGAUGGAGAACAUUGACACCUUCAUCGAGCACCUCUUCGCUCUGGCGGUGGACGAGGACCCCGAGGUGCGGAAGAACGUCUGCCGCGCGCUGGUGAUGCUGCUGGAGGUCCGCAUCGACCGCCUCAUCCCCCACAUGCACAGCAUCAUCCAGUACAUGCUGCAGCGGACGCAGGACAGCGACGAGAACGUGGCGCUGGAGGCCUGCGAGUUCUGGCUGACGCUGGCUGAGCAGCCCAUCUGCAAGGAGGUGCUGACCUCCCACCUGAUGCAGCUCAUCCCUAUCCUGGUGCAUGGCAUGAAGUACUCGGAGAUUGAUAUCAUCCUGCUCAAGGGUGACGUGGAGGAGGACGAGGCCAUUCCUGACAGCGAGCAGGACAUCAAGCCCCGCUUCCACAAGUCCCGCACGGUGACGCUGCAGCACGAGGAGGAGCGGCCGCAGGACCCUGAUGACGCGGAGGAUGAGGACGAUGACGACACGCUCUCAGACUGGAACCUGAGGAAGUGCUCGGCUGCCGCGCUGGACGUACUGGCCAACGUCUUCCGGGAAGAGCUGCUCCCCCACCUCCUCCCGCUGCUCAAGGAGCUCCUCUUCCACCCCGAGUGGGUCAUCAAGGAGUCGGGCAUCCUUGUCCUGGGGGCCAUUGCGGAAGGCUGCAUGCAGGGCAUGGUGCCCUACCUGCCGGAGCUGAUCCCCCACCUCAUCCAAUGCCUGUCGGACAAGAAGGCGCUGGUGCGCUCCAUCGCCUGCUGGACCCUGAGCCGCUACGCCCACUGGGUGGUCAGCCAGCCCCCCGACAUGUACCUCAAGCCCCUCAUGACCGAGCUGCUCAAACGCAUCCUCGACAGCAACAAGCGGGUGCAGGAGGCGGCGUGCAGUGCCUUCGCCACGCUGGAGGAGGAGGCCUGCACGGAGCUGGUGCCGUAUCUCAGCUUCAUCCUGGACACGCUGGUCUUCGCCUUCGGCAAGUACCAGCACAAGAACCUGCUGAUCCUCUACGACGCCAUUGGGACCCUCGCCGACUCUGUGGGGCACCACCUCAACCAGCCGGAGUACAUCCAGAAGCUGAUGCCUCCGCUCAUCCAGAAGUGGAACGAGCUGAAGGACGAGGACAAGGAUCUCUUCCCGCUGCUGGAGUGCCUGUCCUCGGUGGCCACCGCCCUGCAGAGCGGCUUCCUGCCCUACUGCGAGCCCGUCUACCAGCGCUGCGUCACCCUGGUCCAGAAGACGCUGGCUCAGGCCAUGAUGUACAACCAGCACCCCGAGCAGUACGAGGCCCCCGACAAGGACUUCAUGAUCGUGGCCCUGGACCUGCUGAGCGGUUUGGCCGAGGGUCUCGGCUGCCACGUGGAGCAGCUGGUGGCUCGCAGCAACAUCAUGACACUGCUUUUCCAGUGCAUGCAGGACACCAUGCCCGAGGUGCGGCAGAGCUCCUUCGCCCUCCUGGGCGACCUCACCAAGGCCUGCUUCGUGCACGUCAAGCCCUGCAUUGAGGAGGGGUUCGACUGGUCGGCCGCCUGCGUGGACCUGGAGGAGCACCUGCAGCGCUGGGGGGGCGGUGGGGCCCCUAUGGAGCACUUCUCCCUGGACGAGGGGCACUUCGCCUCCGUCGAUUCCGUCCUCCUGCUGCAGGGAGGGACCCUCUGUGUUUCGGGCGCCCGCGACCGCAACGUCAACCUGUGGGACCUGCGGCAGCUGGGACGGGCCCCCGGCAAGGUGCUGGUGAAGGCGCUGGGCACCGAGCGCAACGGGACGCACAAGGGCUGGGUCUGGUGUUUGGCUUCCCGAGACAACAAGGUGUGCUCGGGCUCCUGGGACAGCACGGUGAAGCUGUGGGACCUGGAGGCCGAGGGGCAGCAGUUUGGGGAGAUCAGGGAGAAGGCGGCUGUGCUGUGCCUCUCCUACCGCCGGGGUCCUGCUGCCCCCCAAAACCGCGGGGGGGCCAGGACGGGGCUGGGGGCUCCGUACCCCGUCACCUCCGGCCCAACGCUUCUCUCCCCACCCCAGCUGGAAAACUACCUGCUGUCCAUGUCGUACCGGGGGACGCAGCUCUGGGCCGGGGACAACCAGGGCCGGGUGUACGUCUUCGGGAACAGCGGCGGCAGCUUCCAGCCCGCCCGGUACUUCGAUGUGGGGCACCGGCUGCAGAUCACGGGGCUCUGGCACUCGCUGGGGUCCCUUUACACCACAUCCACCGACAGGACGCUGCGGGUGAGGCCGCCCUCGGGCUGCACCAUCUUCCUGGGCUUCACCUCCAACCUCAUCAGCUCCGGUGUCCGUGAGAGCAUCCGCUACCUGGUGCAGCGCAACAUGGUGGACGUGCUGGUGACCACGGCGGGGGGCGUGGAGGAGGAUCUCAUCAAGUGCCUGGCGCCCACCUACAUCGGGGACUUCAGCCUGCGGGGCCAGGACCUGCGCCAGAGCGGCAUCAACAGGAUCGGGAACCUGCUGGUGCCCAACGACAACUACUGCAAGUUUGAGGACUGGCUGAUGCCCAUCCUGGAGAAGAUGGUGGACGAGCAGGAAACACGCUGGUGA
Nipponia nippon (crested ibis) is the source of this 3066-nucleotide messenger RNA. Lineage: Eukaryota; Metazoa; Chordata; Aves; Pelecaniformes; Threskiornithidae. The record is from RefSeq and is a predicted model, not a curated record.